Molecule: messenger RNA, 1281 nt
Organism: Pararge aegeria (speckled wood butterfly)
Lineage: Eukaryota; Metazoa; Arthropoda; Insecta; Lepidoptera; Nymphalidae
Gene: Non2
Product: upstream activation factor subunit spp27
Exons: 5
Coding region: 91-816 (241 amino acids)
Cellular component (GO): nucleus
Source: RefSeq, a predicted model, not a curated record
UUGGACGCCGUGUAGCAUCUAGCGCGUAGGUAUAUUAUUGUGUGGCCGUUCUUCCUUGUGUCGCUGGCGAAAUCUACUUGUUCUAAGAAAAUGGCAGAUGUUACCAAAGAAGAUCUCGAAAAGGAAAUCGCGAAAAUCCUCAAAAAUGCAAACCUGGCAGAGACCUCCACCAAGAAGGUCAUCCAGAAGCUGGAGAAGGUGUUUGACACCGACUUAGCUGAUAAGAAGAAGAUAAUCGACCAGCUGGUCAUGGAUUAUGUGAACAGUAAGGAGUCUGAAGAAGAAGAAGAGGAAGAGGAGGACGAGGAAGAAGAAGAAGAGGUACCAGAAAAAAAGCCAGCCAAGAGAGCUGCUCCGCCCACUAAGGCUGCCUCUAAGAAAACCAGAAAAGAAAGUACUGAAGAAGAUGAGGAAGAUGGCACCAAUGAAAGCGAAUCUGAGGAAGAGAAAAAGAAGAAGCCUGCACCAAAGAAGGGCAAGAAGAAGAAGGGAUCAGAGGAUUCCGACAGCGAUUGGGGAAAGAGGAAGGAGAAAGCUCCUAAGGCUAAGAAGGCUGGUGGUCGCGGGAAAGGCAGCGGCUACACCCGCGCGUAUAAACUGUCAUCAGCUCUCGCUGAACUAAUGGGACAGGAGGAGAUGCCACGCCACGAAGUAGUCAAACGCGUCUGGACGAUCAUCAAGGAGAAGAAUCUUUACGACCCCAACAACAAACAGUUCGCCAUUUGCGACGACGCUCUCUACAAGGUCAUCGGUACGAAGAGAUUCCGUACAUUUGGAAUGAUGAAAUAUCUAAAAACGCAUUUUCUCGACGAGUAAAUAGACUAAUUUUAGUGUAUCGUAACAUGUAAGACUAAAAUAAGUAAUACAAUAUUUAAUUAUAAUACAAAAUUAAAAAGAGACUGUAACCAAGUUUCGGUUUCUAUACAACCUCUUUUACGGGAUUUACUAAUUAAAGCAUGCUACGCAGGUUUGGUCUUAGUCAAUUUAAUUUUUUUUGACCAAUCUUUAGUCGAAACCGAUACUUGGAUUGGUAACUAUUUAAUUAUAAUGAAAGAUAAAAUAAAUAUUGAAAGUACUAUUAAGUAUUUGUCUUUAUAGCGUUUAAAUGUAAUAUAUAUAAAUUAAGUAAUGUGGAUUUAAAAAUUGAUAAGUCGACACAAUAUCUUUGUUGAAUGAAUUCGUGUUAAUCUUAAGUGAGAGGUUACACCUUCAUUUCAUUAAGUUAGGUUUUGUAAAAUCUAAAUUUAUUUUGAGUUAUUAAAAUAAAUAAUUAUAAAAUUA